CAAACACGGAUCCCGUGUCGCGUAAGCCACAUAGCGUAACCAUGACAGCCGUGUUGUUGGCGGUGCUAACGCCAGUAAAAUAGGCGUUCACAUUAGGAAAGAUAGCGUGACAUUAAUGCGUGUAAAGUGUAAACUGAAGAGAUAGGUGACUGUCAAACAUAAUUUUUAACGUAGCAAUGAUAAGAAGCGAAUUUCUUUGAGGAAAUAGCGACGGCGCUGGUGCCAUGUUAGCUAAGCCGCAAAGCGUAGCCGCUACAUAACGUUAUCUUCCGCGUUCGGAAGCCAGGUUAGCAUUUAUGGAGAUGUCUCGUUUAUUGCUCCGCCUAAGCAGCGGGUUCAAGAUGCGGGGACGAGGAGGCGAGGAGAGGACUUGAGCCUUUAGCCACGGUGGGAAGGAGAAUGAUUUCACGUUACAACAGGAGACCUGUAUCGCACAAGCUAGAGAUCCGCGGCCUGUCUCGCAGCAGCCUUGACCACCACCCUCUGCCCGAGGAGGCAUACGGCCAAACCCCUCUGUGCCCCCUCGAUGACGUGGAGGAGAUCGUCUCCAUCCGCAACAGUUCUGAGACAUCUGGUGCUUCCAGCACGUCUGACUGUCCGACCGUCAUCUCUGUGGCCUCCAGCCGGUCCUGGUCGGGCAUCCACAGCUCCACAGGCACCGGCGUCUCCACAGAGAGGAGUUCUGUCUUUUCUUGGGGCUACGAUGAGUUCGACAAGGCGGCUUCCCGCCAAGUGCAGCAAAUGUUUGACGAGAUCGACAAAGAGCUGUACGAGGGCAAAAGCAGCGGGAGAGGGAUACUUCCGAGGCUACAGGAGGAGUGUCAGCAGUGGGCCACGCGCUUCCCUCAUCUUCGAAUCCUGGGCACUCAGCUGGUGUGUCCCAGCGAUGAAGGCUUUCAGUGGUACGCAAGCUCAGGGACGAUCGGCAACAGCUCCAGUGGUGGUCCAUCGACGUCCCAGCAGGCUGAGGAAGGCGACGACAGUACAGAGUUGAAUGUGCUGGGUCGGAGCGCAGCCCUGCUCAAUUCCAACUCAGCUGAACCAAACGGGCUUUUAAGCGCAAGGGACUCCGCUCCCAGAGUGAUCGAGGUGGAGGGCAACAUGGAGGAGUACCUGGCCUUUGACCGCAUCAGCCUGGAGGACGAGAAAGAGCGAGGCUUCCCUGAGCCGUGCCCGAGGCGCGGCUGCAUGCCUCCCGUCUCGCCCUACGGGUGCCGCCGCCAGGCUGUGUUGGACCAUUUGUUCGACGAUCUGUGGCGGCAGCUGGUGGGUUGCAUGAGCGAGUUGGUCCACCGCCAGUGGGAACGUGGUGCCUCUGGUGACAAAAAGCCGUCAGGGAACUUGAGCCCAGUGCCGCAGAAUUCCUCGACGUCGUUUUCCACCGUUCCGAGCAUGCUGCCUAAACUUGGCCAGAGCCGUGCGCUGGCUCCGCCUCUGCUCGCCCCUGGCUUGCCCUUCCAGAAGCCGAGGGGCUCAAAGUGCAAGUCCCGCCGGAAGGCCCAAAAGCAGAAAGGGCCGCCCAGUGUCGGAAGGAUCUCCAUGGGAGGCGCCCAGCAGGACCUAAACGACCUCAUCAUGAUCCACAGCAUUCCGCUGCAACAGAGGAACUUGGCCACGCUGGACAAAACUCAGGAGCCAGAGGAGCGCAGCCCUCUCAGACCAGGUUCGGGGUUGGCGGCGGCCGGCCGGCACCGUCCUCGCCGGGUCCAGGAGCAGGGCUUGUCUUCGCUGAGCCGCCCGCCCCAGUCGGCCCGCCGCAGAAACCCGGCACCCCGCACUCUCCAGCCUCUCGUCCCCAGCCUGAGUCCAUCCGGCACGGCCGGCUCCAUGGAUGAGGUCAUCCGGGGUACAAGGCUACCCACAGCCAGCGAUCGCCUGAUGUCUCCAUUCUUUGCGCUGAGCAGGAACGCCCUCCUUCCGCCCAUUAGCGCCGAAAACGCAGAGCAGCCCAAAACCGCUCAGCAGCGCCACAAAGGCCCAUCCAGCCGGGCUCACAGCGCCCUAAACGAUGAGGUCGCCAGUUCAAUUCCGAGGGAUCGCCUUUACCCGUUGGACGUCUUCUCCCGGCCCAACACCACGCACACAUACAGGUCAGACACUCCGUACCGGCGCUCCUUCACCGUGCUGGACAACAUCGGACAGGGUAGGCCUGGCAGAGCCUCAGUGGCCACAGACUCCCUUGGAAUCGGCGUGACUGGCGUCAGCCUCGGGAUCGGCAGCUCGUCUUUCCUGGAUUCGUUUUCUCAGCGCCCGCUGGGCCGCUGGCCAAUCAGGGAUGAGGACGAGGGGACAGACUUUCAAACCUCGCACCCAGCUCCACUGGUGCCCAUAUCAGGGCCAUCUCGGUCUCACGGCCGGGGGGGCGUCUCAUACAGAGCAAGCAGACCGGGACUGUAGCUGGUGGCUUCCAAAUGUCUCCGUGCACUUUAGCCUUUCUUCUUGGUACUGUUUAGAUACACGGCGCGGUCAAGUGCCCACAUUUUUCUUUUGUUGUACAAAAAUGUUUCGUACUGUUAUUGUGCAGCUUUGAUAAAAGGUCUAUUUUUGUAUUUUGAGUCUAAAA
Messenger RNA from Syngnathus acus (greater pipefish), 2563 nucleotides. RefSeq names its product family with sequence similarity 149 member B1 (gene fam149b1). NCBI's taxonomy places the organism in Eukaryota, Metazoa, Chordata, Actinopteri, Syngnathiformes, Syngnathidae. The transcript has 15 exons. Gene Ontology annotation, biological process: cilium assembly; protein localization to cilium. The coding region runs from base 400 to 2397 and encodes 665 amino acids. The record is from RefSeq and is a predicted model, not a curated record.